CUCCCCCCCGUCCCCCCACCACCUCAGGCGGCGGCCGAGCUGAUGUCCGCCGAGCCAUGAGACAGUGGUGUGUCCCGGCGGCCAGCCCACGUACUGAACCACCCUGCGUGUCACCCCCCCUGACAGAUGCCAGAAUGGAGUGCUGUGAGGUGGAGCCGCGUUACACCAUAGAGCAGAUUGACCUCUUGCAACGCCUUCGUUUAUCGGGUAUGACCAAAGCCCAGAUAAUCCACGCCUUGGAGUCCCUAGAGAGGCUCGACCCGGACCACCGCCCGCCUUACUGUGACUCCCGUGCUGCUGCCCCGUCUAACAACGCCCCCGCCACAGCCGCCCCAACUUCAGCCCCAGCCCCUACCCCUGCCCCAGCGCCAGCUCCGUCUUCGUCCUCAUCCUCCUCUUCCUCAUCACUGUCCCUGGCCUCUGCCACCACACAGACCUCAGGCCUGGACGGCGCCUCACUCUCCCCCAGCAACAGCUACGAGGCCUCACCCCCACCUGUCUACCCUCCAAGUGUGGGAGUUCAGAGGUCGUUCAGCUAUGACAUGAUGGGAGAUGAGGAGUGGGACUUAGAGGAGAAAGUGGAGGAAUACAUGAGGAGAGACAGUAACCUUGUGAAAGAGGAGAUCAAAACUUUCCUCAACAAUCGCCGGAUCUCUCAGGCAAUCGUGGGCCAAGUCACAGGCAUCAGUCAGAGUUACAUCUCCCAGUGGCUGCUGCAGCAGGGUCUGGAGAUGAGUGACUCCAAACGCCGAGCCUUCUACCGCUGGUACCUGCUGGAGAGAAACAACCCAGGGCUGAGGUGGAGUGAAAGCCAGCACAGCCUGGGUCCCAUGCCCAGGCCCAGGGGAGGGGACAGAGACAGAGACGAGACGGGCGCAGGGGCAAGUGCCAGCCUCACCAACAUCCUCCCAAAUCCCAACACCAACCUCAACCCCAACCCGGCCUGGGGUAGACAGAGAGAGCUGCUGAUGCACCUGCUCCCAUGGUACACUGCUGCUGCAGCAGCCGCCCAGGCCCAGCCAGGUGCCACCUUAUCGAUGCGUUCUCUGGUAAAGGAGGAACCUGACUGGCGGACAGGGAUCAUGGCGGGCGAUAGGGGUGGGAUGGUCGGUGGACCUCUUAGACUGCGAAGGGGCAGCAGGUUCACCUGGAGGAAGGAGUGCCAGUCCAUCAUGGAGAGUUUCUUCAUGGAGAACCAGUACCCAGAUGAGGCAAAGAGAGAGGAGAUUGCCAAUGCCUGCAACUCAGUCAUCCAGAAACCAGGAUGCAAGCUGUCCGAGUUUGAGCGUGUGACAGCGUUGAAGGUGUAUAACUGGUUUGCCAACCGUCGGAAGGAGAUGAAGAGAAGGGCCAAUAUAGAGGCGGCUAUUUUGGAGAGCCACGGGAUCGAGGUACCAAGUCCGAGCUGCCACUCGAACGGCGAGGAGGCAGAGACGCAGGAGUUUGCAGAGCAGGUGAAUCAGCAUUUCUCUGAGCAAGAUGAGCUGUCUUCACGGAGGAACCCCGAGCAGCAAGAUCCCUCCCCAUUGGCCGCUGCUGAGGUGGCGCCCUUGCAUAGCCCCACCCCUCAGGUCCUGCAACAGAAAGACGAGGAAUCAAAAAGGGAGACUGUGGACAUGGAGUGACCAAAGCUGGAGGAGCUUGGAUAAUCACACGUUUGAAUUCAGAAACAGAUUAUAUUAAAAAAAAAAAAAACUGAGUGGCUCCUCCUCCUCCUCCUCCUGAGGCCUUUGAGGUCUGUGAUACGUAAAAACAAAGGGAGAAGGGUGCUAAAGCUCGCUGUGGUGCCUCUAGUGGUAAGGAGGCCACUGUAUGUAUCAAUAGUUAUCUUGCUUAUAUUAAUGGCAAUAUCUAUCUCUCUAUAUAUAGUGCAUUCCAAGACAGUCUUAACAAGCCUAAAUUCCUUAGAGGGAGAGGAAUGUAAGGAAUACCUCACCUACUUUAAGCUAAAGCCUGUCGUUUGUUUUUCUUUGCAACAUGCCUUUUUUUUUUUUUCGACAGUUUCGAGAAGUGGUUGUUUGAUGGACUGAAGUGAACUGAAUGUGCAGAGCCUGCAGGUCAGGUGUGUUUAGCGUGGGACGAGAGCUUGACGUGAUCUCUGGUGUUGACAUAUAGCAUGGUAUAUAGGAUUAAGCUUGUUUGUGACGAGGAUGCGCUCUGCCUGCCUGAAUGUCUUUGACCCCCAUCUCGCGCGUAAGGCUACAACCUCAAUCAGUCGAUUGAUUCGGUCAAUCGAUCAAUCAGCCUGUAGUCUCGAUAUCGAGCCAGUACAGCCCUGAGGGACACGUAGAAUCUCAGGUAAUCCCAAAGUUGGUGGCUAAAGAUGGUGAGGAAUUGUACUGGUUUUUUUGUUUUUUUUUAUUAUUAUUUUAUCCAGCGAAAAUGUUUUCUUUGUCCUCAAAUGAAUGUGUCAUGUCAUCUUGACUCCGUUCACCCGAAACACGAUGUGUUAUUUAUACCUUUUUGUAUUAGCAAAGCAGGCCCCGGGAUCAUAUAUCUCAGUAUCUCUUCGUUGUCUUUCAUCCAUCUUGUUGAUGGAUGGACUGAAUGCCUUUUUUGUCUUUUUUUCUACUUGUAAUCUACUGCAUCCAUAUUUUAAUGUUUGUCCGAACCCUAAACGCUGAAGCCAGUGAAGCCAGACUAGUUAUGUAAGUCUACUGUUAGAUAUCUAUUUUUUUUACAUUUUAUUUUUUAACGUUUGAAAGAACGCUAAAACAGAUGUUAGAAUAAUCCGUAACCGUAACGUAUCGGCCUAUUUGCUAGAAGCACCUUCUCUUGUAUUGGAAUAAGCUAAAGCUUAGGAUCAUGUGAGAUUGUAUGAGUGCAAAGCUGCACUUCAGUGUGGAGCCCACUAUAGCUUCAAAAAGGGAAUGUUGAUUUGGUUUUGAUUUUCCCGUGUAUUUGAUGGGCACCCGUAUUUCAAUGUUAUCUGAAGCCAGUGAAGUAGGCCUAAACAUCCUAUAAUCGGGGCUUGGGACCAGCACUAAGAAUGCACUGGCUUGUGCAUCCUCAGUGGCUGGUAUAUAUAUAUAUAUAUAUAUAUAUAUAUAUGUGUGUGUGUGUGUGUGUGUAUGUGUGUGUGGCGAAUUCAGGGGUCAGCCAGGAACCCCCCACUACC
Lampris incognitus (smalleye Pacific opah) is the source of this 3118-nucleotide messenger RNA. RefSeq lists its product as uncharacterized. Gene Ontology annotation, molecular function: double-stranded telomeric DNA binding. Gene Ontology annotation, biological process: positive regulation of DNA-templated transcription. The transcript has 10 exons. Gene Ontology annotation, cellular component: nucleus. The record is from RefSeq and is a predicted model, not a curated record. The coding region runs from base 57 to 1625 and encodes 522 amino acids. Lineage: Eukaryota; Metazoa; Chordata; Actinopteri; Lampriformes; Lampridae.